AUGCCUAUUUGUCGUUUUAAUGCUGAACAUCCAUUGUUUCGUGCUCCAUUACUUUUUAUAUUCAGUAUUAUUAUUAUUUGCUUUUUAAUCUUCACUUUACAUGAUCGUUUUGCACGGGUAAAACAUGGUAUACGUGAAAUAGAUUCUAAACAAUAUCAAUGUUUUUCACCAAUAACCGAUAAUUCAGAUGAAUUUCGUAGUAAAUUACUUCAACCAUUGCUAAUUCCACGAGUAUCAGGUACGCCAGGUGCUGCUCAAGCUAGACAACAUAUUGUCUCUAAAUUACGAUCGACUAAUACGUGGAAUGUUGACUUUGAUACAUUCGAUGCUAUAACACCAGAUGGUGGAGUUGAAUUUACGAAUAUAAUUGCUACACUUGAUCCAACAGCAACGCGUCGUCUUGUUCUUGCUUGUCAUUAUGAUUCGAAAAAAAUUCCAAAUUUUAUUGGUGCAACCGAUAGUGCUGUACCUUGUGCGAUUCUACUUGAUAUAGCACUUAGUCUUCAACAACAAUUAAACGAAUUGAAACGAAAUAAAGGAAAUCCUACUUUACAAUUGAUUUUUUUUGAUGGAGAAGAAGCAGUUAGAGAUUGGACAUCAGCUGAUUCAUUGUAUGGAUCAAGACAUCUAGCGACUAAAAUGCGUAAUACAAAUGUCGACGGACAACAGAAUAUAAAUCAACUUGAUGCAAUAGAUAUGUUUGUAUUACUCGAUUUAAUCGGACAUAAAGAAGUUCAAUUUGCUAAUUUUUAUGAUCGAACUACUGGCAAAUAUUAUAAUAGAUUAAGAAAUAUAGAAACUCAACUUUUACGCUCUUAUAAUAAUAAUGGACAUAAACGAUCAGUAUUCUCAUCUAUGGUACAAGGUGGUCAUAUUGAAGAUGAUCAUAUUCCAUUCUUAAACUACGAUGUUCCAAUUCUUCAUUUAAUCUCCGUGCCAUUUCCUCCGACAUGGCAUCGAGCUGAUGAUAAUGAAGCUAAUCUAGAUUUUCCAUCAAUUACACAUAUUCGAAAUAUAAUGAAAGUAUUCGUUAUUGAAUAUCUUCAUUUAAAACAGCAAAUAUGUUGA
Adineta steineri is the source of this 1068-nucleotide messenger RNA. The record is from the annotation of a GenBank genome assembly. Lineage: Eukaryota; Metazoa; Rotifera; Eurotatoria; Adinetida; Adinetidae.